Molecule: messenger RNA, 1194 nt
Organism: Komagataella phaffii GS115
Lineage: Eukaryota; Fungi; Ascomycota; Pichiomycetes; Pichiales; Pichiaceae
Product: Actin-related protein of the dynactin complex
Exons: 1
Coding region: 1-1194 (397 amino acids)
Source: RefSeq, a predicted model, not a curated record
AUGUCAUUACUGAACCAGCCAAUUGUCCUGGAUAAUGGAUCUGGUAUAAUAAAAUUGGGCUUUGCUGGACAAGAGCAGCCCCUGGUAUAUGCUCCAAAUAUCUUGGGGCGGCACAAGUACAGCAAGGUCAUGACUGUAAGCGAGAUAGAUGGCAUUUCUGAUCCAAUCUUAGUAGGGAAGACCGCACAGAAGCACAGAGGGAUACUAAAGCUCUCGUAUCCCAUGAAGAAUGGGCAUAUCUCUGAUUGGAAUGAUAUUGAACUGAUAUGGAACCAGCUUCUUACAAAGGACCUCAAGGUUAAUGAUGUCAGUGAUCACCCUAUAUUGGUGACUGAGAUACCUUUCAAUAAUGUUAAAAAUAGAGAAAAAUUGACCAGUAUGAUCUUCGAAUCUUUCAAUUUUCCGGCUCUCAAUCUAUCAAUACCGGCGGUACUUUCUUUAUAUUCGUCAGGAAGAACUACUGGGGUAGUGCUUGAUAGUGGAGAUGAGGCUACAUACGUGGUGCCCAUUUACGAAGGGUUCUCCUUAAACUCUUCUAUGAAAAGAAUAGACAUAGGAGGAAGGGAUAUAACAAAACAUGUGCAGUUCCUAUUAAGAAAAAAUGGUGUUCAGCUACUGUCGAGUAGUGAAUUUGAAAUUGUCAGACAGAUCAAAGAAAGAUAUUGCAGGGUUUCGCUUGAUCCUGCAAAAGAUGAGAGAGAAUGGUCGGUGUAUAUAUCUACUCACCUCUUGUACGGAAGUGACACCCUUGGUGAUGCAGAUAGUGGAAAAUUAACCAGAUUCAAGUUGCCAGAUGGGAAAAUGGUAGAGAUUGGAGCUGAGAUGUUCAGAGGUCCCGAGAUCAUGUUUAAUCCUGUACUUAUAGGAUCGGAGGCCAAUGGGGUUGAUAGUCUACUCACAAAUUCCAUCAACUCCAUCGAUAUUGAGCUUCGACCCCAACUUUAUCAAUCAAUUUUACUAGCUGGAGGCUCCACGAUGUUUCAGGGGUUUGGAAACCGUCUUCUUAGUGAACUCAAAUCCAGUUGCCCUAAAGGGACUAAAUUAAAGAUUUUUUCUCCGCCAGAGAGGAAAUACAGUGCAUGGGUAGGGGGUUCAAUUUUGGCUGGGCUGAGUACAUUCCAAAAAUUAUGCGUUACUAGAGAGCAGUACAUGGAAAAUCCAGAGUCAGUUGUUGAAAAAUUCUUCUUAGGUUGA